AAUGAAAGAUUUGGCGUUCCAUACCAUAGUCUAAUAAUGUUGACAAGCUGCGGAAGAUAAACGAUGAAUGAAAGAUGUUGAAAUUGGGAUAAGAUAACAAGAGGAGUUAAUCAAUAACCCAGACCAGCACGAUGGCCUGCAAAACAUAUAUGGACUCUGAUAGUAUGCGAAAAAUCCUUAGGACAGCAGAAACAGUGACCGAGUCUGAAAGUGCAAGGAAGCUGACGAGAAAGAUGCAGGAGCAGCAGACGGAUGUGUGCGUGAUUGGAGCUGGAAUCUCCGGGCUAGCGACGGCCAAAUGUCUCCGCGAGGCUGGCUUCGAUGUUGUCGUGUACGAAAGGACCGGAGAAGUCGGAGGGUUAUGGGUUUUCAGAGAAAAUGACUAUGGGGUCAUGAGGUUUACUCAUAUAAAUGUCUCAAAACAGAACUACUGCUUCUCAGACUUCCCUUUUCCAGAUGAAACUCCUGACUUCCCUCAUAAUACCCAGAUGGCCAAAUAUAUAGGAGACUACACCCGUCACUUUAACAUCAGUGAAUGCAUUAGGUAUCACCGCAGAGUUACCAAACUUGACAGAGAUGGGGAAGGAUGGCGAAUCACCAGUUUCGCAGUAGAGGAUGAUGGGAAGGGUGGUGAGAAACUUGGACAAGAAGAAAUACUCGUCGCUAAAUUUGUUGCAAUAGCAACUGGGCAUCAUGCCAAACCAAGUUGGCCAAAGUUUGCUGGACAGGACAGUUUUAAAGGCGAGAUCAUUCACAGCGUGGCCUACAAAGAUGCUAUCACCAACGGAAUGGUGGGGAAGAAAGCCCUCAUUGUCGGGAUUGGGAACAGUGCUGUGGAUGCUGCUGUCGACCUGGCAACCGUCGGCAGGUGCAAGAAGGUUCAUCUGAGUACGCGCUCAGGGGCAUGGAUCGUACCAAAUUACCUGUUUGGUCGUCCCAUCGACCAUUACAGCUGUCGACUGGUUCUCAAAAUGCCUCUGACGAUCAUGAACUUUGUCUUUGAGACGUUGGUGUCUCUUAUACAUGGGCAUCCAAACAUGUAUGGCUUGAACCCUAAGAUGAAGAUCCUCCAGACGCAACCUACAGUGAGCCCAGUGCUGUUGAACCACCUCCAGAGGAAACACAUCAUCGUCCAUCCCAACAUCUCAAAGAUGGAGGAGAAGAGGGUCACCUUCGCCGAUGGCACUUCCGUUGAGGUUGACUCAGUCAUAUUUUGCACUGGUUAUCAUAUUGACCUACCUUUCCUUAGCAACGACACCAGGUCAAAGGUCACAGAGGACGGCAACAACGUCCUGAAGCUUUACAAGAAUGUGUUUUCUCCGAGCGUUGGCCCCUCCCUUGCGUUCAUUGGCUUCGUCCAGCCUGCGUCCGGGGGUGUAAUCAGUAUGUCAGAGAUCCAGGCAAGGUGGUUUGCCGAGCUCUGUAAGAAGAAGGUCACACUCCCAUCAGAAGCAGAAAUGAGACAAGACAUCAAAACAGAAGAGGAGGAAAGUAAGAAGAGAUACCACAAGUCUGCAAGACACACCAUCCAGAAGGAUCCUAUACUCUAUUGUGACAGUAUCGCUCAGAAGUUUGGGGCUCAACCUGAUCUAUGGAGGUACCCUACCCUAGCAUGGAGGCUAUUAUUCGGGACCUGCGGACCAGCUCAGUAUCGUCUCCAGGGUCCAAACAAAUGGUCCGAUGCCGCAUCAGAAGUAAGGAAGGUGUCAGUAACCGGACUAGCCCACUACAGCGUCCUGGCAGUUCUAGGUCUUAUUUUUGCAUUGCUAGUAUGGUUGAUAACAGUCAUAGUUUAUUAGGUUGUUUUUAUUGGGAACGAGAUGGAAUUUACGAUAUUAAGGCUAUUGCUGGGCGAUAUUUUUAUAUUAUCAGAAUUAUGCGAUAGUGAGAAAAAUAUUGAAUACUCAAUAAUAGUUUUAUGAUUAUGUUGAUAUAUCGUGCUAAAAAGAUAUGACCAAAAUAUUCUUCAUUAUGAAAAGUUAAUCACUAUAUAUUGACCACAAUGCUGCUCUGUAUUGCUUUAAACCAAGUCAGAACUUUGGAAUGCCCACUUUUCAUGGACAAGCAAUGAUGAAAGCCUUUCUUUCAGAUUCAGAUGCAUAUUCAUUUAUUUCACCCCUCUUUAAAAUACACAUAUGUACAUAAAUACAGAUAAACUUUUUAUACAACAGAACAGAUAUUGACAAGUAUAAAGUAUAAGUACAUGUAGUCAUAAAGAAAUAGUAAAGAACAACGAUCUCCACUGUACGACGGAUUUGGGGGAAAGACAGAAAGCCAUUGGCCUAUCUAGGUCUAUCCUCCUGAUUGCCGUACCACAGGGAAAAGGCUUACAUAGUUUACAAAGAGAGAAAAAUAACCAAGCAUAAUCCAAGAAAGGGAAAAACAGAGGAAUUAAAAUCCUAAGGGGGGUGGCAGGCAAAGGAGGGGGACAAGUGUUAUUAAUUUAUUACUGUAUUGUAAUAGGUCAUUAUGGCAUAUAUACACAUAAAUAUACUGAUAAAGAUGUAUAAAUGUAUAAAUAGACAUUUCCCCCAUCCCUGCUCUCACGGAAAUGCAGCUCAUGAUGAUGUGUAUAAUGAAUUUUCAGACUAAUGGCAAUAUUUUGUGCGAUAAUCGACUAACAUUGGAAUCAAUUAUCAACCAGGGCCCCGUCUUACACAGAGUUUCGAUUGAUCCGAUCAAUCACAACUAUGGAAAGCCAGCAACAUCGACAUCCUAAAUACACGUUUGUUCAAAAUAAUUUGUAGAUCUGAUGUAUAUUCAUACAUUCAUUGUUUACUUGAAAAUUCAGUAUGCUUCUCUUUGUUUACAAAGGAUAUUAUUGUGCAAAUUUCCAUAAGAAAAAAAUUAUGACAUUGAUGGAUUUCCAUACAGUUGAGGUUGAUAAGAUCAAUUAUAACUCUUUAUAAGAUUCAGUCCAGCACUAAUUAAGGCUUGCCAAAUCAAAGCCAUUUAGGUCAAAGUAAAAAUGUAUGGCCCAUAUUUUUAACUCGGGUUUAACAUGGGCCAUGGUCUAAAUCUGUGGCGAUAUGUUGGGAAAUUGAAAUUGUCAAGAAUUUGUUUUGUAUGCUAAGAGGGGUUCAUGGGGGACUGUGUUGGGAAAUGAAGAUUUGUUUAUAUUGCUGCAUUUUCUCUAUCAAAGAAUUUAAUUUAUAUUUAAUUAUAUUUGAAUCUGUAGUGCAAUGGACUUUAUUUGUUGUAUAUGUGUACAUGCAUACAUGUACAUGGGUGUUUCAUGUACACUCUUUAUUCGUGAAAUUAGACAUUUUUAUCAUAUCAAAUUUGAUAUGUUCAAAUGUACUUGCCAAAUUCAUUAUUGAAUUAUAUGAUUACAUUUGUAAUUUCUAUAUUACUAUAUUUCUCGUCUAGAUAUUUAUAAAUCCUUGUCAAAUUUUUGUAUUGAUGUCUUCCAUUGGUUUAAUAUUGUUUUUUUUUUUUUUUUGUAAAAGGAUGUGAAUCUCAUUUUAAAAUGGAAGUAUGAAGUGAAACAAAAUCAGGAUCAAAAAUCUAUUUUUGUAAUUUGUUGAGGUUAGUAAUGGUGCUUAAAAAACGGUUUCAAAGAGAUUACAAAAGUUGCUAUCCCUCCCUCCCCCUCUCUUCCUCGUUUUUCCUUUCCCCACUUGAGCUUUUGUUCUCAUCAUGUAUUUAAUACAAUUGACAAUAUAUUUUUUUUAAUUUAUGUAAAAUUGUACAUUUUAUAUGAUAUAUUUUAUUGUUUUAUUAUUAAAUGUAUCUCUAUGAUUCAAACCAAAGAAUAAACAACUCUGAAAUUAUAAAUGUUUAUGUUUAUUAGUGUUUUAUUUAUAGGAA
Lytechinus pictus (painted urchin) is the source of this 3810-nucleotide messenger RNA. RefSeq names its product flavin-containing monooxygenase 5-like. The transcript has 10 exons. The record is from RefSeq and is a predicted model, not a curated record. Gene Ontology annotation, molecular function: N,N-dimethylaniline monooxygenase activity; NADP binding; flavin adenine dinucleotide binding. Lineage: Eukaryota; Metazoa; Echinodermata; Echinoidea; Temnopleuroida; Toxopneustidae. Bases 132 to 1799 code for a protein of 555 amino acids.